This is a messenger RNA of Mycotypha africana, 2206 nucleotides long. RefSeq lists its product as uncharacterized. Bases 106 to 1719 code for a protein of 537 amino acids. The record is from RefSeq and is a predicted model, not a curated record. Lineage: Eukaryota; Fungi; Mucoromycota; Mucoromycetes; Mucorales; Mycotyphaceae. The transcript is spliced from 6 exons.
UUUUUUUGGUUUUUGUUAUUUCCUUUUGACUACAAAUAAUUCCCUAAUUCCUUAUCUCUCGUCUUUUUUUCUCUUCUCUUCUUCCUCUUCUUGUCUUUCUUUUGCAUGUAUACAAUGGCAAACAGCUUAUUACGCUCACCUCCACUAUUACCAACGGAUAAGAAUUCCUCUGAUCUCACCGCUAUAAAUACCGCCGCUCCAACAGAAGAUAAGAAGACCCAAACCACUCCACCAAAGACUCCACCAGGUGAAAGAGCAAAUUCUUCGGAAUAUGCAUCAAGGCUUGUCGGUCAAGGAGAGUUUGAGCCAGAACAACAUUUUUAUCCACGUGUAUUGAAUGCUCAGAUCCAUCCCCUCGUUCAAUCAUUCUUUACCUUGGGUAACGAGCGUAUUAUUGCUCGAUAUACGCAUCUGAAUCCCUCUGUCAAAAGUGAAGAUUUGAGGAAUAUUCUUUCUUAUUCACCCAAGCAUUUUCAAUGGGCAGGUUCUGACUUGUUUAAUGUCACCACAGCCUCUGGUCAUCGUCAAAUGAUCGUCAUUGAAACCAACUCUUGUCCUUCAGGUCAAAAGUCAAUGCCAUUGUUGUCGGAGACGGAUGAGCAGGGUGGUUACCGUGUCGUAAUGGAAACUGCCUUUAAAGACCAGCUUUCAAAAGCAGAUCCCAGUUUAGGCGGUUUGGCUGUGGUUUGUGAUAAGAAUAUGAUGGAAUCAAGCGGUUAUGCCGCCGUGUUGGCUGACGUAGCGAAAGAACAUGUUUGGCUGGUGGAAUGGCAUGUAAAUGACCCCGACCCAGAUAUCAAAUGGGUGGACCGUGUCUUAUACGUCCGUGAUCAACAAAAAGAAUGGCAUCCCAUUCGAGCCUGCUUUCGCUAUUUGACACAAAAACCUUGGAAUCGCUUUCCGCUAAAGACAAAAACAAUCGUCAUGAACCAAAUUAUCAGUUGCCUCGCCGGUGGUCGCAAUAAGAUGAUGGCAGCCAGAGCGUACGAUUUUUAUAACAAGGAUAUCGUCUGCACCGGUCUUAGUAUCAAGACACCAGAGACAAUUAAUAACGUUACCUUGGGUGAAAUACCUUUAUGGAUCAAUUCAAUGGGUGGGCAUGCUGUGCUUAAAGUUCCAUACAGUAACGCCGGCCAAGGUGUCUAUACAAUUACCAACAAGAAGGAAUUGGAUGACUUUAUGAACAUAGAACAUCAUUAUGAUAAGUUCAUUGUUCAGUCUCUUGUGGGUAACGCUUCCUGGUCUAGUGUCACUACAGCCGGAAAAUUUUAUCAUGUUGGUACUAUCCCGAAUAAGAAGAGUAACACAUUUGUAAGCGAUCUACGUAUGAUGGUGACAGGCAGUGAUCAAGGAUUUAGACCUAUUUGCAUUUAUGGACGGAAAGCAAGAUUACCUCUCACUGGAGAGCUUGACCCAGAGGCCAACACUUGGGAUAUGCUUGGUACAAAUCUGUCCAUCAAACUGCCUGAUGGUGGCUGGACUACAGAUUCUUCUAGAUUGAUUUUGAUGGAUAGAAAAGACUUCAAUCAGUUGGGCCUGGGCAUUGACGAUCUCAUAGACGCCUAUAUUCAAACAGUUUUGGCAGUCAUAGCUAUUGACCGUAUGGCAACACGAUUGAUGGCUAAUGGCGAGUUUGACUACAAUCUAUUCCAAAGUUUGAACCCUGAUAACGCUUUGAUGGACGAGAUCAGAGAAGCCAACGGAGACUUUUCAAAGUAAACUACGUUCUUACGUGUAAAAAUACUUUCACUCUCCCCUCAUAUAGUACAACCUCCUGGUAAAAAAGAAAGAGAAAGAAAUCCUUUUAUUUUUAUCAUUACCACAUUUGCAUUAAUACAUAGUGAGACAGCUUAUAAUGAUAGCUGUACUGUGCCGCGCUACUAAGUUUUCAUACAUCCAUUAUAGAAUACAUAUGUACAUACAAUAGAAAAAAAAAAAAGAAAGGAAAACUCAUCAAGGAAUCAGGUCCCACUUAUGCAAAGACGAGUCAGUGAUCUUUGUCUUCUAUAUAAUACUCUCUAACUGUAGCAUAUGUUGCGUUUAUCUGUUCAAAUUCAUUCAUCCGUCGUUUAGAUCGUUCGGUCAUACAUAACCCUUUGCUUAAAAACAAAAAAUCAAAAAAUGCUAUAUUGAGAACAUAUUGUCUCAAUUUACUCUGCAUGCUAAUUACCUGAUCCUAUUAACUAUAUACACAUAUAAAUCGUAG